UCGUGGCGUGGCCGAGCAUCCAACUCUAGACUCUACUAGGUUGUUCGGUCACAGAAGCUGGCAGACACGCCCCCGGGCAGAUCGUCUUUUGUCUGGCAUCCUAUCACCCGCUGCCGCCGCACGGUCACACCCGCCGUCCACGGCGACGGCGGAGGAAGGCGAGGGAGGAGAGCUGAGCAGUCACCAGGAUUAGGGAACCGGAGGUGUCCAAGAUUCCGGCGAUCUGAGGCGACCCGCGACAUGGCCGGAGGCGGCGGCGUUGGGGGGAAGGAGGAUGGCGGCACGGAGCCCCUUCUCCUGACCGUCCUCGCUCUCCCCGCAACGGCGCUCCCCGCCGUCGUCUCCCGCCUUGAGGCCGCCGUCCCGCGGAAGGCGCGCAGCUACCUCCCCCGCAACGUCCCGUCGGCCUGGUGGUCACUCAGGAUCCCCUUCAUCCAGCCGCUGCCGCCGGCUGGGGACCCGACAAACGAAGAGGAGGGGAGAAGGUUCCCCCGUCCCCAGCGCGUGCAGGUGGUUCCCUCUCUCGAUCCAGGCUCGGCCGAUAAGCCGCCCAAGAGGUUGAGGAGGUGCCUGCACUGCAAGGCGGUGGAGACGCCGCAGCGGAGGUCAGGGCCGAUGGGGCGGGGUACCCUCUGCAACGCCUGCGGAGUCUGGUACAGUAAAAACGGGACGCUGCCGGAGCACCGUCCGGUGGCAAGCCCAAUCGUCGAUUCGCCACUGGAGAGCCAGAUCUGGGAGCCCGACGUGCCUGGGGCCAUCUACCUGGUCAGAAAGUCGGCCACGGAGAGGCGGCCUCCCAAGACAGAAGCCGCGCCAGCGCCACGGCCGGGGACGAGCUGCUUGCACUGCGGGUCGUCAGAGCCACCUUUGUGGAUAGAAGGGUCCAUGGGGCGGAGGGAAGUCUGCACCGCCUGCGGCAUGCGGUACAAGAAGGGGAGGAUGCUGCCGGAGUGCCGUCCAGCUGGGUGCUCAGUGACGGAUUCCUGGCAGAAGAGCCCAAUCAUCAACUCCCCUCCGGAGAGUCCCAUCUGGGAGCCUGAGGCGCCUCCGGCCGUGCACCUGCCAAGAAAGCCUUCGAAGAAGAAGAAUAGGAGGCGGUCGAGAAGCCAAGCCCCUUCGGUGCCAUGGCCGGCAAAUAAGGGGAAGAGGUGCCAGCAUUGUGGGUCGUCAGAGACGCCACAGUGGAGGGAGGGGCCAAAGGGGCGAGGCACGCUGUGCAACGCGUGCGGCGUGCGGUACAGGCAGGGGAGGCUGCUGCCGGAGUACCGGCCCAUGGCAAGCCCCACAUUUGUGCCAUCAAAGCAUGCCAAUUCCCACCGCAAGGUGCUCCAGUUGCAUCGGACCAGGCAAAGCAACGAUGAGCAUCCGUCACCGCUGCCUGCCGACAGAGUCGCCAACCUCUCCCCAAUCCUCGACGACCUCCCGACCACCAGCACAGCAGGUCUUGCCAGUGAGAACCCGGCCGACACACUGGGCUACACUGACAACCCAAUCAACGCGCCGAGCUCACUGGACUCGCUGCUGUUUGACGGGCCAUCGGCACCGCUCAUUGUAGAGAGUGAAGAUUUUGUGAUUAGCUAGCCUAUGAAGAAUAAUUCAGCUGAGAUGAGAUACUGAUCCUUUUACUUUGUUUGUUCAGAUACUGAUGGUUGGAAAUUUUAAGCUUUCAAUCACUGAAGGUCACUGCAGAGGCCCCAGCAGUGAUCAAACCAGUUCUGUGUAUUCAACCAUUUAGGUGAGCUGCAACUAGGAAGAUUUUCUGGUUCGGUUUCUGGUAACUUUUUCCCUUUUUUCCUUUUCAUGACUCCCAUGGAAAAUUUGUGGUAUGAUCUAGUUUAUGGUAUGUGCGAUGAGAAGACAGAUGUGCAUAGUUUGGCAGAAGCAUCAGACAUUUGCCAAGAUGGCUGUGUGUGUAGCUGGAUAGCCUAGAUUCCUCGAACUGGGAAAGAUGGUGUAAGAUGAUGCUCAUUUUUGGAGCUCUUUCGAGUGAAACCUACCCAUUUCUGGAGCUCCAGAUUGGGCAAGAUGAUGAUUGUGCUUUCUGA
Molecule: messenger RNA, 2045 nt
Organism: Hordeum vulgare subsp. vulgare (domesticated barley)
Lineage: Eukaryota; Viridiplantae; Streptophyta; Magnoliopsida; Poales; Poaceae
Product: GATA factor SREP-like
Exons: 2
Coding region: 241-1581 (446 amino acids)
Biological process (GO): regulation of DNA-templated transcription
Molecular function (GO): zinc ion binding; sequence-specific DNA binding
Source: RefSeq, a predicted model, not a curated record